UCUAAACGCUGCCUUUCUAAACGCUGCGUUUUGUGCGUACAGCUAGCCUUGGGCACCGAAACGUAUUCCGCACGUUUGUUCCUGAGGCGACAGCAGGUUCUUCAGUUAUACAGGAAGAUCCUGCGGGCUAUUCGCGAGGUCCCUGCGGAAGCAGAUCGCCGGUAUUUAAAGGACUGGGCCAGGGAGGAAUUCAGAAGAAAUAAAGGUGCUACAGAAGAGGACGCAAUCAGGAUGAUGAUUACUCAGGGCAACAUGCAACUUCAGGAACUUCAAAGAACGCUUAAGCUGGCAAAAUCCUGAUCUUAAUUUUGUUGACAGCUGGACUUUCAUCUGCUGCGAACAAGCAUAGUAUUUUUUCUGGAAUGUGGUUAUAAUAACAGCCUUUGCUGACAACCUGGUCAUGUUUGAAGGUGGAAUCUACCGCAGUGGGGGGGGGUUUGUUUGUUUUUUUCCCCUUCCCCUUCCUCUUCUCGGUUUGGUUACCCUCCCGUGUGGAAAUCACUCAGACACAAAGGACUUUAAAGACCUGAAUGGAUGAUGUAGCAUGUGCUGUAGGAAAAACAGAAAGCACCAAAAAUUACAACAGCAGUGUUAGGUCAAGGAAAUGGAAAAUAAAUAGAAGCCAGAUUAUUUUGUCUGUUUUCUAUUGUGGCAACUCAAGUGGUAAUAUUCAUAGUGGUAACAGCUCUUCCUGUACUGUGCCAAGGAUUUUUACCAAAAUUUGGGAUUAAAAAAGCAUUUGGGAUAAACAAACGGGCCCAAAACAAAUAAACAUGAUAAAACAUUAA
Molecule: messenger RNA, 788 nt
Organism: Pygoscelis adeliae (Adelie penguin)
Lineage: Eukaryota; Metazoa; Chordata; Aves; Sphenisciformes; Spheniscidae
Gene: LYRM2
Product: LYR motif containing 2
Exons: 3
Cellular component (GO): mitochondrion
Source: RefSeq, a predicted model, not a curated record